CAUUUUUCGCUUUUUAUCUUUAUAUUAUUGUUCUUUCUUUGGACGUAUGCUCAAAACUUUUCGUCAACUUUCAACUUCAAGUAUCAGAAAGAUGCCAUUCACAUACACAGAAGCUAUCAAUAAACUCAAUUCGCUACAAACCAAUGCUGCUCUUUUAGAACAACUAAGGAAAGCUGGACCAAGAAUGAAUCAAUACAGUUUACCAGAAAUGCGUCAUUACUUUCAACGUAUUGGAUAUGAGCCACAUGAUUUUAAUCAUCUUCAAAUUAUCCAUGUGACUGGUACCAAGGGAAAGGGAAGCACAUCAGCCUUGACUCAAUCUAUUCUACGCCACUAUCCUUUGGAUCGACCUUUAAAGACCGGUUUGUUCACUUCUCCUCAUCUUGUAGCUGUACGGGAACGUAUUCGUAUCAAUGGAGAACCUAUUAGUGAAGAACUCUUUGCCAAAUAUUCAGAAGAUGUAUGGACUCGAUUAGAAAAUACCAAGGACCAAUAUAUCCCUUUCGGACAAGAAUUAUUGGAUGAUCCAAAGAAGGCUAUCCGAGAUCAACGAACUCAUCCUGAUAAACCCAUUUACUUUAGAUAUUUGACUUUAUUGGCUUUACAUGCUUUUGUACAAGAAAAGGUGGACGUAGCUAUAUUGGAAGUCGGUGUAGGUGGUGAAUAUGAUUCUACAAACAUCAUUGAAAAGCCUGUAGUAUGUGGUAUUACUGCUUUAGGAUUGGAUCAUGUUAGUGUUUUAGGAAAUACCAUUGAUCAAAUUGCAUGGCAUAAAGCUGGUAUUAUCAAGCAAGAUAGACCUGUUGUUUGCUUUGAUCAAGUUCCGGAAGCCAUGGAAGUGGUGAAAAAACGUGCUAGUGACAAGAACGCUUCGUUAGAAAUCAUUUAUCCCUCUCAAGUAAUUGACCUAAAAGACAUUGAAAUUGGUUUGGCUGGUAUUCAUCAACGUUAUAAUGCUUUGACUGCUAUAGCACUUUCUAAAAAAUGGUUGGAAGAAUGUCGGAACAUCAAAUUUGACAAGGAUAUAGCUGUACCUGAUGGAUUCCGGGAAGGAUUGAAGAAAGUAGUAUGGCCUGGUCGUGGACAAAAGUUACCUUUGAAAAAUACAAAAUAUGCAUCAAAAUUAGAUGAUAAUAAGGAUAUAACAUGGUAUUUGGAUGGUGCUCAUACGGUAGAAAGUCUUGGUGUAUGUACUGAAUGGUUCAAAGAAGCUUCCAUGGUGAAUAAUCGUAAUGAUGUCUCUCGUAUUUUGGUGUUCAAUUGUACCAAUGGUCGUGAUGGUCCCAACUUGUUAAAUAUUGUAUCUCAAUUACAAGGGUCAUCAAGUGGAUUUGAUCAUGUUGUCUUUACUACCAAUGUCACUUAUCGGAAAGGUUAUACUACAGAUAAUACCAACAACACAGUAUCAAUAGCCGACGCUUUGACCAUGCAGAAAAUGUUAGCAGAUAGUUGGAAAAAACAAGUAUCUGGAUUUAAUGAAGAGAAUAUACAUAUUGUUGGGACCAUUGAAGAAGCUGUAGAUUGGACUGUGAAUCAUGCGAAGAAUGAUAAGAAUAAGAUCAUACAAGUAUUAACAACAGGAAGUUUGAUUUUAGUUGGAAAUACUUUGACUGUACUUGGUAUGUCACCUCAAUGAAUAAUUAGUUUAUUAUAUAUAGAUUUAGAUAUAUUAUGAAGAUAAUAAAAUGAAAUAGACUGUUUGAUUGGAUCAUA
This is a messenger RNA of Halteromyces radiatus, 1713 nucleotides long. RefSeq names its product Mur ligase. Bases 47 to 1636 code for a protein of 529 amino acids. Lineage: Eukaryota; Fungi; Mucoromycota; Mucoromycetes; Mucorales; Cunninghamellaceae. Gene Ontology annotation, cellular component: mitochondrion; cytosol; cytoplasm. The transcript has 8 exons. Gene Ontology annotation, molecular function: ATP binding; tetrahydrofolylpolyglutamate synthase activity. Gene Ontology annotation, biological process: tetrahydrofolylpolyglutamate biosynthetic process. The record is from RefSeq and is a predicted model, not a curated record.